Adelges cooleyi (spruce gall adelgid) is the source of this 5268-nucleotide messenger RNA. RefSeq names its product mediator of RNA polymerase II transcription subunit 14-like. The record is from RefSeq and is a predicted model, not a curated record. Gene Ontology annotation, cellular component: core mediator complex; mediator complex. Lineage: Eukaryota; Metazoa; Arthropoda; Insecta; Hemiptera; Adelgidae. Gene Ontology annotation, biological process: regulation of transcription by RNA polymerase II. Gene Ontology annotation, molecular function: transcription coregulator activity.
AAUAAUUUAUAAUAAUUUGAUAUUGCUUUAUCGCCUGAAUUUGAAAUAUUUCUCGGCUUAAAAUUUACAUUUUAAAUGUUUUCUUCGGUGUUUUUAAUACUAUAGUGCCUUCGUUUGGCUGAAUGCGUUUUUGACUGACUCCUACCCAAAAUCGUUCUUCAAGGAUUGGAGGAAAAAAAAACAUAAAAUGUUAAGAAAUUCCUCUUAAAUAUUCGCUGAAAAUUUGCAAUGCCUCCGAUUCCGUUAGAAGGUAACCAGCCCAACAUGAAUAACGGGCUACCUCCAGAAGGAUCAAUAUCUCUGUCAAUAUUGAUUGAUUUUAUUGUACAACGUACUUAUCAUGAGCUCACGGUGUUGGCAGAAUUGUUGCCGCGCAAAGCCGACAUGGAACGGAAACUGGAAAUUUACAAGUUUGCUGACCGCACCAGACAGUUGUUUGUUCGCCUUCUCGCCCUCGUGAAAUGGGCAAACAGUGCUUCCAAAGUGGACAAAUCUACUCAAAUAAUGGCGUUUUUAGAUAAACAGUCAAUGUUAUUCAUAGACACGGCAGACAUGCUCGCCAGAAUAUCUCGGGAAACCGUCGUGUCAGCUCGGCUACCUAAUUUUCAUAUUCCAUCUGCCGUUGAAGUAUUGACAACGGGUACUUUCUCCAGAUUACCGGCUUGCAUUCGUGAAAGAAUCGUACCACCAGAAAAAAUCACUCCUGCCGAAACUCGCGAAACGCUAUUGCAAUUGAAUAGAGUCAUUCAGCAUCGACUGGUCUGCAGUAAUUUAAUUGGUGAAAUGAGUUGUAAAAAAGUGUCAAACGGUCGGGUUACGUUUCGCGUGGAAAACGAGUUUCAAGUGUCUUUGACGUUGAUGGGAGAUAACCCUAACAUACCGUGGAGACUUUUAGAUGUUGAAAUAUUAGUUGACGAUAAAGAAACCGGCGAAGGUAAACCGUUGGUACAUCCUCGACAGACCCAGUAUAUUCAUCAAAUAGUCCAGGCUAGACUGCUGGAAUGUUGUAGUACUGGCGGCGAGCCUCUUACUCAGGUCUACAUGGUAUUGCACUACUUUUGUCAAUCGCUGCAAUUAGAAGUGUUGUUUUCCCAAACCAGAGUGUUGUGUAAAGACAGAUUGGACGGUCACAUACACAUAACCGAAUACAAAGCUGGAAAAAGUUUAGUCGUUUCGUACUGGAGAGAGCUAUCGCGCAGCGUGUCCGAACAAUUUGGAUAUUCAUUAACCGUUUCUGUGGACGACAAAGAACCCAAUAAACCGUUGUUGAUACUACAUUCACCGUCUUUAGGCACAAAGGAUGCGGAGAUUACAGAAAAAUCAAUUGGCACCGAUCAUUUAUCCAUGGAACGGCUGUUAGUGCACACAAUUCAUGUGCGUACUAAAAUUCGUUUAUCUGAGCUUAAGAUAGAAUUGGAAAAUGUGUUGAAAGAUGUCGAGUGCAAUUUGCAAGGCUCCCCGGCAAUAUUGUCAGUCGCUAUACUUAACCCUUGCUUACGGGCCGAACAAUUGCUGAUAACGGUCGAUACACAUUCGGGUAUGCUUCAAUGCCACGUUCCUGAAUUCAACCCGCCCAGUAUAGUUCAGUUACAACAGGCUUUGAAUAGCGAACCGUCGAAGAUACCAAUUCUCCUAAGUGAAUUGAGAUUUUGGAUUACCCAACGCCGCUGUGAGACUACGUUACAACACUUGCCAGCCACAGCGUAUGAACGGUUGCCCGUAUUACAUCAUAUCGAUCAUCCGAUGUCAAAAAUUAGCCGUCAUCGUAUGUUUAUCAAAUUACAUAAAAUAUCAAAUAUAAUAUUGAUUGUGGAAUUUGCCGAGAAUGAAAAGUCCCCUUGUAGAAUUGAAUACAAAUUUUAUAUUGCCAGUGUGAAGAAGUCGUCUAUUGAAGAUAACCCCAACGACGAUUCGAUUGAAACCGAUAUACCGAAAAUGUAUUUGAAAGUCUUGACUUUGCUCACUUUGGAGAAAUUUGUAGCGACUCAUGGACCGUUUACAGCCGUCAUCGAAGAGCAACACGAAAAAAUCGAUCCGUACAGUCGAAAAAGGAACAUCAUAAGUAACGACAAACCGAGAAAAGUUCCUAAGCACCCAGCUUAUUUUAUACCCGAGCUUGCUCACAUAGUCGCCUUGUGUGACGAACGAUUGCCAUUCACUGUGUUGGCACAAGAACUAUCAAAGUAUGGAAUCAGCAAUCAAGGUGUCCAAAUCGAGGCCAACGCUACUACCUUUGUUUUGAAAAUUUUGUCAUUACCGCCUCCUUCUGGCAUCGAAGCUACAAAUCCAAAAUGGAUAUCGCUUUGCAAACGUGUGUUGUCGAUAUCGAUUCGAGUCUAUGGCAAAGGUACUACUCGAUGUUGGACUACCGAAUAUGUGUUUUAUGGAAGUCCGUUGCCCAGCAGACAUAGCAGAGAGCAGGGAGCUCGUCGGCCGGUUUACAUAAACUAUGAUGUCGGCGUUGCAGAAAAUAUUUCGAAAACAGUCGAGACAAUACUAAACGACUGGUUCCAAAUCGUACAUUUGUACUUUUUAGUUGAAGACCUAUCACCUUAUUUGCAAAUGGAAAAAAACAACUUGCAGUCUAUGAUAAGUAUAAGGAGUUAUAAUUACUUGAAACUUAUCAUAGGAUACGGCGCCCAUAGACGUUCAACAGCGACGAUCCAGUGGAACUCGUCGACUAGUGGAUUCACUAUAGUUUUUGGUUCACUUGACAGUAGUAUUAAUCCACAUAAUUUAAUUAAAGAACAAUUCGAAGGGUACCUCAACAGUAACAAAAUGUUGUCCAUGCUCAUCCACGAAAUGUUAGAUACAUUAAACCCUCUUAGUGCGAUUUGCAAAUUGCCAUCGAUACCGCAGCUCUGUGUUUUACAAGUCAGGCCCCAAGUACCAGUAAUAACUUUUGGAAUAGUCGCCAACUCGACUAAUUUGAUUAAAGUGAUUUACGAAGGACAAUAUUGUAUAGAAAUAACAUUGAAAUGGGGAAACUUGGUCAGUAUCAGGGACGGAGCAUACAGCAGAUAUGACAGGACAUCUGUGAUUUCUGAUUAUAUACCUACUCCAGGACUAAAAGCGUUUUUGUACAAAUAUGUAGACGAAACUAAUAUAUUUAGAAGACGAUCUCAAUCAGAAGAUGACAAUCCACCAUCUCCUAUUACGAUGGAUAAUAUCGAAAGCAACUUCUUGGGCGGCUCUUCGCAUAGAGGUCCUCAAUCGCCUGCCCAAGGUUUACGAUUUCAUACUCCGGGUAAUACUUCAUCAGGAAGCAAUCCGCACACGCCAUCUAGCCCACAUCCCGCUGUCGGAGGUAUGUCGCAAACUAACCAACAGCAAUAUACCAAUAGUCCUGCUUCGUCUUUCAAUUUGGCUUCUCCGCCGUCAUUGCCAUCCGGCGUCAACCCAUCACCAUCUGUGCUUCCACAUCCUUCUCCGGGUUCCAGUUUGUUGGCGAGUUCUCCGUCGAAUCCUCUACACGUACCAAGUCCAGCAGGAAUGUUAUCUACGUCUUCUCCCGGUCCAGGUUCGGGCUUUGGUUUGAGCUCUAGUACUCAUCCUCCAGAAAUGAGUCCUUUUCCUUCUCAGAGUAUAACUUCCCCGGCUGCAUCGAAUUGGCCCGGAUCUCCAGGUUUGCCACGUUUAUCACCGGCCAGAGCUCAAGGACAAUCUCCGGCGAGCCAUUCGCUGCAAAGCCCAGAUCACAAAAGUGGGUUCACUCAUACGUCCAGAGUACUUCCUCAGAAAUCUUGGGCAGGAGCCGUUCCUACAAUUAUCACACACGAAGCCUUGGAUUCUCUAUGUACACCAACGGCUCACCCGCAAGGACUUGCCGCGCCCAAACAAUGUCCCCUGGAACGGUUCUUGGGGUGUGUUUACAUGAGGAAGAAUCUCCAACGUUUCGUUCAGACGGAAGAAAAUCUUGUCUCGUUAAACUGUUCCGAACCGGGUGUUGUGAAUUUUAAAGUGGAAAAUUUACAAUGUCGCAUUUUUAUAAAUAUGCAACAUUUCCAAUCGUUGCAUUUGAAAAUAUCUUGUAUCCCGGAUCAAAAAGAUCCGUGGACCAUGGAAGAACUAAGCAUAUUGGAAAACUUCUUCGAGAACAAAGUGGCAAUACCGCCGUGCAAGCCGAACACGUUGCUGGGCUUCACGCGCAUGUUGAACUGUUCGUACACGGUACUCAAGGAUUUCAUACAGAUAAUCAAAUUGGAGAUGAUUCCGGGCCUGAUUCAGCAACAUCAAAUGAAAUGGACGGUACAAUGGUGUUUGCGAAUACCGCCAUCGGCCACGCCAAUUGUGCCCGUCGGCAAGGAAGCCCUGCUGAUAUGUCGCAAUAAAAUAUUGUUUUUCUUGCAAAUCACCAGGAUCGGCAUAACGUACAGCGGCAACGAAGUGCCUUCGCUGGUGUUGCCCCUCGUGUACGACACUGCGACUAACUUGACACAGCUAGCCGAGAAGAGAGAUGCCGGUCCAGCGUCUGCCAUAUCGGCUGCAAGUUUACACAUGAAGCGGUUCGCCGAGUUCGCGGUCAAUCAAAACGAAUGCUCCAUAUUCCCAGCCGUUCGGGAUCUCAUGACAAAUUUUGUACUCCCUUCAGAGCCACAACCUCAGAUGUCGCCUGCCCCGAUGAACAUGCACCCGCAAAUGGGCGGACCCGGUGGUCCGGUGCAGUCGCCACUAAUGGGACAACACAUGAUGAAUCAAAAUCCUGGAAUGGUCGAAAAUCCUGGAAUGGUCGAAAAUCCUGGAAUGGUCGGUCAAAACCCUAACAUGAUGGGGCAAAAUCCCAAUAUGAUGGGACAAAAUCCUAACAUGAUGGUGCAAAAUCCAAACAUGAUGGUACAAAAUCCCAAUAUGAUUGGUCCAGGACAAACGUACGGAGGGUCUUCGAUGUCUAAUAUGGGCCCUCAACACGGAAUGAUGCCACCUCACCAGUAGAAAUGUACGCAUCGUGAAAACAAAUUUAUUUAAAUUUACAAUUUUCUAUGUACAGUCUUGGUGAAUACUAACUAACUGAAUUGUUUUUAUUAUUUUUUUUUUUUGGUUGAAAAUUAUUUAUCGUUACCUAGUUUAAAGAAAAAUAAUGAUUACGUUAUUAAACAACAUUGUAUAGUAUUCAAUUAUUAGCUAAAGUUUCUCUAACUUCUGUACAAUUUAGGUUAUUAAUGGUAAAUAUCAAUAACUUUGUUAGUAAAUUAUUUUUAUAUUAAUUUAAUUAUUAGUAUAAGGCUGUAACCGAUGUACAAUUCAUAUACUUAAUACGCUUUGUAGCAA